Molecule: messenger RNA, 2064 nt
Organism: Seminavis robusta
Lineage: Eukaryota; Bacillariophyta; Bacillariophyceae; Naviculales; Naviculaceae
Source: the annotation of a GenBank genome assembly
AUCCAAGUCGUGGAUCUUCAAUCUUUUGAAGCCAGAGCAUCUUCCGCUUUGCCCACAAAGAAAGAAUUACACGGACCACAGAGCAAGAAACAGAAGGACAACAAGAAAGCUUUGACGCCAUAUUUAGAAAGACAGAAGUCGCAAUACCGUAGUACAAGGAAACAGUCCAGCCACAAGCAGCGAUAAUAGUGCAGCUACACUAUUUUGAUCUUCGUAUUCAUUAUUUGACAACAACAUAUCAUCACCAUGGUUUGGUUCUGGUUGGGAGCUCUUCCACUAUGCUUUGUCUUGUUUAGGCUACUUCGAUUGAUCCCUCGCUUUAUGAAAUGGCGCUCCAUACAGCAUAUUCCAGGUCCCAAGUGUGGCUUCUGGUUGGGACAAACCCCGGCUAUCAGGCGAGAACCUUUCAUGGUCCCACACAAGCAGUGGUCGGAAGAAGUGGGCCCUGAAGCCCGCAUUGUCCGCUACUCUCAAAUCAUGGGCCUGAACUCCUUGCUGAUUUUGGACAAGGAAAUCAUGAAGGAAAUACUGACUGCACCAGCAUCCAAGAAUGAUUGUAGAUUCAAGAAACCAUUCACCCUCUUUCCCAAUGUCAUAGGCUAUGGCCUGGUCACUUUGGAGGGAGAGGAAUGGGCCAGGCAUCGCCGAAUCAUCCAACCGGCAUUUUCUGUAUCAUUUCUCAAGGAGACAUUGAACAUCAGCGUUCCACCCAAGGUUCAAACAUUCAUUCGCUGCUGGUUGGAUGCUGGUCAGGGACAAGAAAUUGACCUGGCAUCUCAUCUUUCUGCCCUGACUUUGGAUAUCAUUGGAGAUGCAGGAUUCUCCUAUGAUACCAGUGGCCUCAAGGAUGUAGAAGCUUGGUCCACGGCAGUCCAAGAAGCCAAGCAAGCUGGGGACAAGAAUGACGCUACGAGUCUUCAGUCGCCUGAGUUGACUGAUCCUCUCAUCACAUCAUUCAUGGCAUUUUUCCAGCCAAGUCCCUUGCGUUUGUUCCUUUUCAUGACUGGCACUGCUUCUCUGGAUCCAUACAUUAAUCCAAAGACUGUCAACCUCAAAUCCGCCAUUAGUUCUACAGUUGAGGGGAUCAUCCAGAAUGCCAAGAACAUGAACCAACAACAAGAGACAGAAGAUGGUGUAUCGUCUUCAUCAUUGCCCAACACAUCGUCAUCAAAGUCGCUUCUCCGACUGCUGUUGAAGGCAAGAGAUGCAGAGGCAACUUCCAACAGCAAAAAUACUCUCUCAGACCAAGAAUUGAAAGAUGAGUUGAAGACUUUUCUAUUGGCUGGGCAUGAGACCACAUCAACAUGGUGUUACUGGGCACUCUACGCCAUGGCCAAACAUCCUGAUGUACAAGAUAAAAUCUUUCAAGAUGUCAUAAAGAACGUCAAGGACCCCAACAAUAAUGACUCUAAUGUAACCUUGGAAGAAUCAGAAAACAUGGAGUACUUGUCAGCAUUCCUGAAUGAGGUGCUGCGCAUGUACCCACCUGUGGGAAUGGUGGUCCGCCGCAACUGCUACGAAGAAACAAUUGCAGGCUACAAAAUUCCCAAGGACACCAAUUUGGUGAUUCCUGUGCACCUCCUCCACCGGAACCCCAAGUAUUGGCCGGAACCAGAAAUCUUCAAGCCCGAACGAUGGUUGGAAGGUGGUGAUGCAGGCGGUGGUGGCAUGGAUUCAAGAAACUUCACAUUUUUGCCAUUCGGUGCCGGUGGCCACAACUGCAUUGGGUACAAGUUUGCCACCUAUGAGGCCAAGAUGAUUGUGGCCCAAAUGGUGCGUGCUCUCAGGGUGGAGAUUGCUCCAUCCCAGCGCGAUGUGGAGCACACAUUCACCAACAUUGUCACCAUGAAAGCUAAACCCGGCUUGAAAAUUGUUUUCAAGGCCAGGUAAUAAUUGCACUCUCCUGGACCAGAUGUUUGGUGAUCAAACUGCGAGAUAAACAAACUAGGUUGAUCAAACUGCGAGAUGAACAAGCUAGGUUGCAUGUGCGUGAAGCAGAGAAAGAAUGACAGUCUUCUAAUAAAUGGACUAUUAUUGAGUCUGUGCUGGUUGUUCAAAGUCACA